Molecule: messenger RNA, 2424 nt
Organism: Penaeus monodon (black tiger shrimp)
Lineage: Eukaryota; Metazoa; Arthropoda; Malacostraca; Decapoda; Penaeidae
Product: tenascin-X-like
Exons: 11
Source: RefSeq, a predicted model, not a curated record
UGCUCGAAGAAAGGGGGACAGCGUCAAGGCUCCCAACUGCAACGUUCAAAUGCUAAGAGGACAGGUUGCGCCAAAGGAUGUCUGUGUUGCAUCGAAGACACAGGCACAAGUUGCACGCCGAACAGCAACUGCCCGGGAGAAUGCAAGAAAAAUUGUUUAGCAAGUGAAUUUGAAGUUGGAAACGCCUGCAGUGCUGAUUGCAAAUGUUGCGUUCCUUUCCCCACGACUUGCAAUGCGUCGCCGAACACCUGCAAGGGAAAGUGCACCGACACGAGAGAUUGCAAAGAUGUCGACCUUCUUCCCAACUCCUCCUGUGAUGACAUCGGCUGCUCGUGCUGCCUGGACUGCACUAGAGAGGUCAACUGCACAGCUCAGAGAGGUGUGUGUCGCCAGAAUUGCUUAAAUGCAGAAUCGGAACUUCCCAAUGGAUGCACGGGCUUCAACUGCAAAUGUUGUGUUCCUCCCAAUGUAAAUUGCCCGGACACACCUGCCACUUGCAGAGGAAAGUGUGUGGACGACCGAGAGUGUGGUGUCAAUGAUCGUAUUGUGAAUUCCGCUUGUACCGGAGAAUUUUGCACAUGUUGCAUAGACUGUACUGAGCUAACCAACUGUACCGCGGAAAGAGGAGUCUGUCGCCAGACUUGCUUGACAGGAGAAUCAGAAGUUGAGAAUGGAUGUUCAGGCUUCAACUGCAAGUGUUGUAGACCUGCUGAUGAAACGUGCCCGGCCACACCCGCCACCUGCAGGGGAAUGUGUAAGGACAGUAGACGGUGUGCUGCAGCUGACCGUAUUGCCAAUUCAACAUGCACCGGAGAAAAUUGCACGUGCUGCAUAAACUGUACUAUACAAGCAAACUGUACCGCGGAAAGAGGAGUCUGUCGCCAAACUUGCUUGACAGGAGAAUCAGAAGUUGAGAAUGGAUGUACAGGCUUCAACUGCAAGUGUUGUAGACCUGCUGAUGAAACGUGCCCGGCCACACCCGCCACCUGCAGGGGAAUGUGUAAGGACGAUAGACGGUGUGCUGUAGCUGACCGUAUUGCCAAUUCAACAUGCACCGGAGAAUUUUGCACGUGCUGCAUAAACUGUACUGAGCUAACCAACUGUACCGCGGAAAGAGGAGUCUGUCGCCAAACUUGCUUGACAGGAGAAUCAGAAGUUGAGAAUGGAUGUUCAGGCUUCAACUGCAAGUGUUGUAGACCUGCUGAUGAAACGUGCCCGGCCACACCCGCCACCUGCAGGGGAAUGUGUAAGGACAGUAGACGGUGUGCUGCAGCUGAUCGUAUUGCCAAUUCAACAUGCACCGGAGAAUUUUGCACGUGUUGCAUAAACUGUACUAUACAAGCAAACUGUACCGUGGAAAGAGGAGUCUGUCGCCAAACUUGCUUGACAGGAGAAUCAGAAGUUGAGAAUGGAUGUACAGGCUUCAACUGCAAGUGUUGUAGACCUGCCGAUGAAACGUGCCCGGCCACACCCGCCACCUGCAGGGGAAUGUGUAAGGACGAUAGACGGUGUGCUGUAGCUGACCGUAUUGCCAAUUCAACAUGCACCGGAGAAUUUUGCACGUGCUGCAUAAACUGUAAUGAGCUAACCAACUGUACCGCGGAAAGAGGAGUCUGUCGCCAAACUUGCUUGACAGGAGAAUCAGAAGUUGAGAAUGGAUGUACAGGCUUCAACUGCAAGUGUUGUAGACCUGCUGAUGAAACGUGCCCGGCCACACCCGCCACCUGCAGGGGAAUGUGUAAGGACAGUAGACGGUGUGCUGCAGCUGACCGUAUUGCCAAUUCAACUUGCACCGGAGACUUUUGCAUGUGCUGCAUAGAUUGCACUCCGCUCAACAAUUGCACUGCUCAAAGGGGCGUUUGCAAACAGACUUGCGCACAAGGCGAAACGGAAAUUAACAACGGAUGUUCAGGGUUCGGUUGCAAAUGUUGCUCUCCUCCUCCUGCAACAUGCCCUGCCACAUCCACAUGCCAGGCACAGUGUGUGGAUUCCAGGCAGUGUGAAGCAGCUAACCUCAUAGCUGGUUCAACAUGCACUGGUGAAAACUGUGUUUGUUGCUUGGAAUGCACUGCACAGCCAGAUCCCACUGCUCAGGGGGGCGUUUGCAAACGACUUGCGCACAAGGUAAAAACGGAAAUUGACAACGGAUGUUCAGGCACCGGUUGCAAAUGUUGUUCUCCUCCUCCUGCAACUUGCCCUGCCACAUCAACAUGCCAGGAAAGUGUGUGGAUGCCAGGCAGUGUGAUGACGUUUAACAGGUUCAACCGUAAUGGAGCAAAUUGUGUCUGUUGCCGAGCAAGUAAUGGAGAGAGGCUAGCUGUUCGGCUUUUCAAAGUUGUUACGAAGUCAAGCCACGCAGCUGUUGUUUAUGAAUGUCUUGUAAUAUUGGAAUUGUUAUACACACGCCUCUGCGAAUUGAAGUAG